ACCACUGAUAGGUGAAAUGAAUAACAUUGAUUAUCUCAUUAUAAUGCUACCUGUCAAGGUUGAGAUAUAUUAGGCAGCAAGUGAACAGUCAGUUCUCGAAGUUGAUGUGUUGGAAGCAAGAAAAAUGUGCAAGCGUAAGGAUCUGAGUGACUUUGACAAAUUGUGAUGGCUAGACGACUGGGUCAGAGCAUCUUCAAAACGGCAGGUCUUGUGAGGUGUUCCCGGUACACAGUGAUUAGUACCUACUAAAAGUGGUCCAAGGAAGGACAACCGGUGAACCGGCAACAGGGUCAUGGGCGCCCAAGGCACGUGGGGAGUGAAGGCUAGCUUGACUGGUCUGAUCCCACAGAAGAGCUACUGUAGCACAAAUUGCUGAAAAAGUUAAUGAUGGCUAUAAUAGAAAGGUGUCAGAACAUACAGUCUAUCGCAGCUUGCUGUGUAUGGAGCUGCGUAGCUGCAGACCGGUCAGAGUGCCCAUGCUGACUCCUGUUCACCGCUGAAAGCACCUACAAUGGGCACAUGAGCAUCAGAACUGGACCAUGGAGCAAUGGAAGAAGGUGGCCUGGUCUGAUGAAUCAGUUUAUUUAUUUAUUUUUUUUUCUUACAUUAUUUGGACAGCCGGGUACAUGUGUGCAUCGCUUACCUGGGGAAGAGAUGGCACCAGGAUGCACUCUGGGAAGAAGGCAAGCCGGCGGAGGCAGUGUGAUGCUCUGGGUAAUGUUCUGCUGGGAAACCUUGGGCCCUGGAGUUCAUGUGGAUGUUACUUUGACACGUUCCACCUACCUAAACUUUACUGCAGACAAAGUACACCCCUACAUGGUAACUGUAUUCCCUAAUGGCAGUGGCCUCUUUCAGCAGGAUAAUGCGUCCUGCCACACUGCAAAAACUGUUCAGGAAUGGUUUGAGGAACAUGACAAAGAGUUCGAAGUGUUGACUUAGUCUCCAACUUCCCCCUGAUGUCAGUCUGAUCGAGCAUUUGUGGGAUUUGCUGGACGAACAAGUCCGAACCAUGGAGGCCCCACCUCACAACUUACAGGACUUAAAGGAUCUGCUGCAAUGUCUUGUUGCCAGAUACCACAGCACACCUUCAGAGGUCUUGUGGAGUUCAUGUCUUCGAAGGGACAGAGCUGUUUUGGUGGCACAAGCGGGACCUACACAAUAUUAGGCAGGUGGUUUUAACGUUAUGGCUGAUCAGUGUGUAGUGUAUAUAUAUUUAUAUUUAUAUAUAUACAUAAAGAUUUGCUAGGCAUUUCUCAUAUCAUAUUCUAAAGUCUUUUCUCUUCAACAUUUAACCAGAAUCACCAGAGUCCUAACAGCUUCUACUGACUACUAGAAACAGAAAAUAUCUAUGCAAAUAAUAUGAUGCAUAUGAAAAUUAACUUACACAUUUAUAUUCAGAUUGUAAAGUACAGAAAGUACAAAUGUCACCAGUGGAUAAACAAGAUGAUGUUUGUAAUGUAUAUGUCAUGCUGUUUCAAAUGUUGUGCAACAUAUAUACAUUUCUAUUAUGUCUAAAUCAAAUCGAUUUUCAGAUGUGUAUUUGUGUAUGUGUAUGCAAUGUGUAUUUGCGCCAUUUAUGUGCUUAGACACUGUUUUAACUUCAUAUGCACUGUUACUCUUACAGGCUGUUUUGCAGCUGUUUCCUGCUACAGGCAUGAAAUGUUAUAUAACACCUAGCAAUGCAAAGGUCAUGGCAUGCGGUUGCAUAAGAUUUCAGUUCACCUCCUCUGCACCCAUCUCCUGUAGUUACUUGUCUGAUUUGAACCAGUGCUGUUACCUUGUUUUUUGUGACACUGAAGGGUUAGAAUUAAAAAAAAGGACUUCACUGACUGCAGCUCAGGGCUGUAGCAGAAAACAGAUCACAUUACAGAUGGGAGUGAAGUGUGUUGGAGUUGAGUGCUGACUUUUCUGACCAGUGACCACCUUUAUCUUAGCACCUCCUUCAUCUUAGUAACGGUCUGCUUUAAAGUUUUAUUGACCCAUAAAUUUAAGUAACAGAGAGCACCGAGACACUGAGUUUUUGUUCUUGGUGUGCUGAUACAGAAUGGCUGAAAAACUCCAAGCACUGAAGCAGCAGGUUUGUGCUUCCAUCGACGAGGCCAAGGACAAACUCCACCAAUUAGGAGACGCGAUAUGGCACCACCCAGAGCUGGCAUAUGAGGAAAGACAAGCCCAUGACACUCUGGUCCGCUUUUUCACACAGGAGAAAGGAUGGAAUGUAGAGGCACACUACAAACUAGAAACAGCUUUUCAGGCCACGUGGGGACCUGUAGGUGGAGCAGAUGGUGAGUCUGUGGUUCAUGUGGGGUUCCUGUGUGAGUACGAUGCUCUGCCCGCUAUAGGCCACGCGUGCGGCCACAAUCUGAUAGCAGAGACCGGAGCUGCAGCAGCAGUGGGCCUGAAAGUGGCGCUGGAGAGCGGGGAGGCGUGGCCUGUGCCAAUCAAGGUAACUGUGUUGGGGACUCCAGCGGAAGAGGCUGGAGGUGGGAAGGUGGACUUGCUGCGAGAAGGAGUCUUCGAGGGUCUGGAUGUGGUUUUUAUGGCUCAUCCCUCACAGGAGGACGCUACCUACAUCCCAGACGUGGCAGAACAUGACCUUGUAGUGAAGUACCAUGGACGUGCAUCUCAUGCAUCAGCGUAUCCCUGGGAAGGUGUAAACGCUCUAGACGCGGCCGUCAUGGCCUACAGUAACAUCUCUGUUCUCCGCCAGCAGCUCAGACCUGACUGGAGGGUCCACGGUAUAAUAAGGCACGGUGGUGUGAAACCCAACAUCAUCCCUGACUACAGUGAGCUGGAGUAUUACUUACGCACCCCUUCGCACCGAGACCUGCCCAAGAUCAAAGCCAAAGCUGAGGCCUGUUUUCAAGCUGCUGCUCUGGCCACAGGAUGCAGGGUUGAGCUUCUGUUUGCAAAGAACAAGUUUUAUGAAAUCCUGAGGAACCGCACCUUGGAAGGCCUGUAUGAGGAGAAUGGGAAAUCUCUUGGCAUGAAGUUCAUUACUGUCGAGGAUUCUUCUGGCUCUACAGACUUCGGGAACGUGACUCAUGCUGUUCCAGGGAUUCACCCUUAUUUCUACAUUGGCUCUGAGGCACUGAAUCACACAGCAGAAUAUACAGCUGCCUCUGGUGCAGAUGAAGCUCAGUUUUACACACUCCGUACUGCCAAAGCUUUGGCCAUGACUGCACUGGAUGUGAUCUUCAGCCCGGGAGUGCUAGACAAAGUCAAACAGGAGUUUAAAGAGGCCAAGCUCAGAGAGGAGAGACUGAGACUGCAACAGGUGAAACAUGGGGAAGCGGAGACUAACAACAAAUAUGAAACUGCCACAGUCUAGACAGCUUAAAGGCUUAUGGCUUAUGCUGUAUCCUGCAGUUUCUUUGGUCUCUGUCCUGUAGCUUGCAGGAAAUGAGGUGAACAACCAUCACUAUAUUUACAGUGGAUUAUAGGUAACACUUUAAAACCCAAAACUGUUUUUUUUUCCCCUGGGGCAGUUUAAAUUGCCACAUUAUUUUGAGUGUGACAUAUUUUUCAAGAGAAUGUUCCCAAAAUCCUAAACACAGUAUGUAUGUGUCAAGAUACGAUCUCAGAAGUAACAGAAAGAAAACGAAUGGCUACACAUUAUCACAUAUACUGAAUUCCAACUUUAUCAAAAUAGUUUAAUUAGUGAUGACAAAUUCAUAAAUAUUCAUGCUCUGUUCAUUUUAUCAUGUAGACACUUUGUGAUGAUGGUUUGAAUAGUAGCUACACUGUAUCUUUCAGAUCUAUGUAGUG
Molecule: messenger RNA, 3768 nt
Organism: Pangasianodon hypophthalmus (striped catfish)
Lineage: Eukaryota; Metazoa; Chordata; Actinopteri; Siluriformes; Pangasiidae
Product: peptidase M20 domain-containing protein 2
Exons: 7
Coding region: 2045-3331 (428 amino acids)
Molecular function (GO): dipeptidase activity
Source: RefSeq, a predicted model, not a curated record